CAGAUACGAAGGAAGGGGCCGGGGAUAGCGUUCAGCUCUGGGUUGUCCUGUCCAAUGGCGCGAGAACGCGAAGUAAUUCUGAAUGGAGGGGGCACGAACGACUGCAAAGCUCUCACCAUUCAAGUCGAUUCGUCUGCUUUCACAACAUGGAUUAGGCAGAUGCAGCAUUCUGAAAUGCCGAGUCCGACGCCCACAGGGAGGGACGAGAAAAUGCUCUGGCAAAAAGAAGCAGGUGCCCGCAUAUCCAGGGUCCGGCAGCAACUCCGCCGCGUCGUGGUGGACGACGAAGACGACAGCUACACGCCGCACUAUGUACCAAUCGGCCCUUACCACCGCAGCCGUUCAUCUCCAUGGAUCGAGAAAACGAAGAAGCGCUCUACUAGCUUCCUGCAGAGCCUGUCCGAGGAGCAUACAGAAGGUGGUCUCACGGGCGUGAUGGAGAAGCUGGAGCCCUUGGCUAGGGAGUGCUACCCCUCCGGCGAUGGGUUCGGCGACAUGACGCCGGAGAAUUCGUCGAACAUGCUGCUGCACGACACGUGCUAUCUGCUCCUUUUCUUCGUCGACUACGUGUCCGGCAACCGCGUUCCUCCGGCUCUGGCUGAUGAUGAUGAUGAACGGCCGGUCAGCCGCAACACCUUGGUACGCGACACGGUGUUCCUUGUCGAGAACCAGAUCCCUUUGUUACUGCUCCAGGGUAUCCACGAGCGUGUCACGGGAAGCACCACCUCCGUCCUCGACUACAUAGCCAUGCCCAUCCAGGAGCUGCUGCAGCAGCAGCUCUUCAUCAGUAGGAAGCCACGGCCACCGCCGCCGACGUGCUCUCACCUGCUGCAUCUCGUGCACGCCUACUUCCGCCCGGCGCUGCUGCCGACCGACAGGACGGCCAUGUGCGGCAGGAUGGUGACGGGCCGGUGGCGCCGGGCGGCGGAGUACCGCAGGUACGCCAACGUGCGGCUCAUGCGCCGGGACUUCCAGGACGAUGUGGAGUCUUCCGUCCUGGAUGUGCAGCUUGAACGAGGCACGCUGUGGAUCCCUCGCCUGCGUGUCGACAGCAAGACCUGGACCAUCCUGCGCAACCUGAUGGCCCUGGAAGACAAGGCACACCGGAGGCCCGUCACGGCCUACUGCCUUUUCAUAUCGCAGCUGGCCUGCACGGCGGAGGACGUCCAGCUCCUGCGGCGGGCAGGGAUCGUCGACCACUUCCUGGGCAACGACGAGCAGCUCUCUAAGGACUUCGCUGGCCUCUGCAAGGGGGUGGUCAUCGACGUCGACGACCUGGACAGGAACUACCUCAAGCCCUUGUGGCACCAGCUGGAGAAGCGCUGCCACAGCCGUGCGCAGAUAUUCAUGGGGUGGUUCCGCCACGGGCAGAACUGGGAGAUUGCCGCCGCCUUCCUGCUGGCUCUCAUCGUCAUCGCCUGUCAAGUGACGCAAACGUUCUAUGCAGUUGCUCGCGGCGGACACUAA
Molecule: messenger RNA, 1467 nt
Organism: Lolium rigidum
Lineage: Eukaryota; Viridiplantae; Streptophyta; Magnoliopsida; Poales; Poaceae
Exons: 3
Coding region: 55-1467 (470 amino acids)
Source: RefSeq, a predicted model, not a curated record